ACUUUCAAUUGUCUAGAUUUUGGUCUAGAACCAUAAACAAAGCUAUUAGAACCAAUAUGGCUUAUUCCAUGGGUUUUAUCACUCUUCUUUCUCUUCUUUCCUUUGCUCCCCUUUGUUUCUACGGCAACGCAGCAGGAGGAGGAUACCUCUACCCUCAGUUUUACUACCGCUCGUGUCCGAAAGCUCAAGAGAUCGCAAAACACUUUGUAGCCAAAUCUGUUGCAGAGGAUCCUCGUAUGGCUGCUUCAUUGCUUAGGCUACACUUCCAUGACUGCUUUGUCAAGGGUUGUGAUGCAUCGAUCUUGCUAGACAGCAGCGGGGACAUAAUUAGCGAAAAGAGCUCGAACCCUAACCGCGAUUCGGCUAGGGGAUUCGAAGUCAUAGAUAAAAUCAAAGCUGCAAUAGAGAAAGAGUGUCCUCACACAGUAUCGUGUGCUGAUAUUAUGGCGCUAGCUGCUAGAGAUUCUACUGUUCUUACCGGUGGACCUAACUGGGAAGUCCCCCUUGGAAGAAGGGACUCCAAAGGUGCUAGCUUGAGUGGCUCUAACAACAAUAUCCCUGCUCCAAACAACACAUUUCAAACUAUUCUCACCAAGUUCAAGCUACAAGGCCUCGACAUCGUUGAUCUUGUCGCACUUUCUGGGAGCCACACUCUAGGAUAUGCUCGAUGCACCAGCUUCAGGCAGAGACUUUACAACCAAUCAGGCAAUGGAAAACCAGACGACACACUCGAUCAAUCAUAUGCUGCUUACUUGGGCACCCAUUGUCCGAGAUCAGGAGGUGACCAGAACCUGUUUUCGUUAGAUUUUGUGAGCCCAGUGAAGUUUGAUAACAGCUACUUCAAGAAAUUGUUGGCUUACAAGGGUUUAUUGAGCUCUGACCAAGUUCUGUUUACCAAAAAUGAUGUUUCAAGGGAGUUGGUGAAGAAAUACGCUUACAACCAGCAACUUUUCUUUGAACAAUUUGCAGAGUCCAUGAUUAAGGUGGGAAAUAUCUCACCAUUGACAGGUUAUAAGGGUGAGAUCAGAAAGAACUGCAGGAAGGUUAAUACUUAUUAAUAUAGU
This is a messenger RNA of Hibiscus syriacus, 1064 nucleotides long. Its product is annotated as peroxidase 72-like. Bases 57 to 1058 code for a protein of 333 amino acids. NCBI's taxonomy places the organism in Eukaryota, Viridiplantae, Streptophyta, Magnoliopsida, Malvales, Malvaceae. Gene Ontology annotation, molecular function: heme binding; peroxidase activity. The transcript is spliced from 4 exons. Gene Ontology annotation, biological process: hydrogen peroxide catabolic process; response to oxidative stress. The record is from RefSeq and is a predicted model, not a curated record.